Molecule: messenger RNA, 414 nt
Organism: Penicillium arizonense
Lineage: Eukaryota; Fungi; Ascomycota; Eurotiomycetes; Eurotiales; Aspergillaceae
Product: cytochrome b5-like heme/steroid binding domain-containing protein
Exons: 3
Coding region: 1-414 (137 amino acids)
Biological process (GO): sterol biosynthetic process
Cellular component (GO): endoplasmic reticulum membrane; intracellular membrane-bounded organelle
Molecular function (GO): heme binding
Source: RefSeq, a predicted model, not a curated record
AUGUCUGAAUCCACCGAAUUCACCUUCAAGCAGAUUGCUGAGCACAACACUAAGAAGGACCUCUACCUGAUCGUCCACGACAAAGUCUACGACUGCACCAGCUUCGUCGAUGAGCACCCUGGUGGCGAGGAAGUCCUCCUCGACGUCGGCGGUCAGGACAGCACGGAAGCCUUCGAGGAUGUCGGCCACAGUGACGAGGCGCGCGAGAUUCUCGAUGGUCUCCUCGUUGGCACAGUGAAGCGCGUGCCCGGUGACCCCGAGCCCCAGAGCAAGGCAGCCCCCGCUUCCUCCUCAUCCUCCUCCUCAUCCUCCACCGCUGGCUUCGGCGUCGGUCUCUACGCCGUUAUCCUCAUCGGCGGUGCCAUCGCCUACGGCGCAUACAACUACCUCCAGGCUCAACAGCAGCAGCAGUAA